AUUAAUUAAUAUAUAUAUGGAGUUGGAGAAGAUAAAGCUAGAGGGAAUUAAAAAUUUAAUAAGAUAGAAAUUAAUAUAAUUGGAGCUCUAAGGGAAUGAUCGAAAACUGUAAGUAAUUUAUUCUAGCUAAUUAAGUCCUGAUGUUGAGCAAAGCAGAAUUGAGUAGGAUUAAAGAAUAAUAAAGUUAAUGGAAGUAAAACAUAAAACUAUUGAUUAGGAUUCAACUUAUGGAGAUAGAUCGGAGUGGAUUAAAUAUCACAAAACUUAAGGAAAACAAUUUGAUUAAAAAUAAUAAUAUGAGAAGGCUUUGAAUGAGUACUACUUGUCAGUGCUAGCAUUGAUUGAUAGUAAACUGUGGAGAGAGUUUGGUGUUUCUCUUAUUCACAAAAUUCAAACCAGCUUGGAGUUUUUGAAGAUACCUGCUACUAAAGAGUUAUUUGAUUUUAUCAUAUAUGUUGAUAGGACCAACAUUAAGGCUUAUUUGAAAUAUGGAAAGUUCCUUAGUAGCAAUAAAAAACAUACUCUCGCUGUGUAAAUAUUUGUGUAUAUUCAGGCAAUAUUUUCAAUAAGGGGAAAAGCUAUCUGUUCAGAAGCAAGAUAAGGAGGCUCAGUAGGAUUUUCAGAAGCAAAUAUUGGAAUGUAGAAAACUGCAAAAUCAGGACAAAAAUUGAGAAGGAC
Paramecium octaurelia is the source of this 678-nucleotide messenger RNA. The record is from the annotation of a GenBank genome assembly. Lineage: Eukaryota; Ciliophora; Oligohymenophorea; Peniculida; Parameciidae.